Molecule: messenger RNA, 1812 nt
Organism: Colius striatus (speckled mousebird)
Lineage: Eukaryota; Metazoa; Chordata; Aves; Coliiformes; Coliidae
Gene: CRLF1
Product: cytokine receptor like factor 1
Exons: 8
Coding region: 61-1527 (488 amino acids)
Biological process (GO): cytokine-mediated signaling pathway
Cellular component (GO): external side of plasma membrane
Molecular function (GO): cytokine receptor activity; protein binding
Source: RefSeq, a predicted model, not a curated record
UUCCCCGGACGUGCCGGUGCGCUCCGCCGCCCCGGGCACCGACGGGCACCGGAGCCGGCCAUGCCGCCGCUGCCGCUGCUCUCCCCGUUGCUCCUGCUCUGCCUCCCCCUCCUCCGUGCCGACCCGCUCGCCUACCCCGCAGUGAUCUCCCCCCAGGACCCCACGCUGCUGAUCGGCUCCUCGCUGGUCGCCACGUGCACGGUCAGCCCGGACUUUCACCUGAAAGCCGAGGAUCUGUACUGGACGCUGAACGGGCGGCGCUUGCCCGCCGCCUCCUACGCUGCCCUCGGCCCCACCACGCUCAGCGUGGCCCUCGCCCGCCUCAACGGCUCCAAGCAGCAGUCGGGGGACAACCUGGUGUGUCACAGCAGAGACGGUGGCAUCUUGGCCGGCUCCUGCCUUUACGUUGGACUACCCCCAGAAAAACCCGUCAACAUCACCUGCUGGUCCAAAAACAUGAAAGACCUCACCUGCAAGUGGGCGCCGGGGACAGAGGGGGAGACUUUCCUGCACACCAACUACACCCUCAAGUACAAGCUCAGGUGGUACGGGCGUGACAACACGUGCCAGGAGUACCACACGGCCGGGCCCUACUCCUGCCACAUCCCCAAGGACCUGGCCCUCUUCACGCCCUACGAGAUCUGGGUGGAGGCUUCCAACCGGCUCGGGGUGGCCGUCUCCGACGUCGUCAUGUUGGACAUCCUGGACGUGGUCACCACCGACCCGCCGUCGGACGUACACGUCAGCCGGGUGGGUGACCUGGAGGAUCAGCUCAGCGUGCGCUGGAGCUCGCCCCCAGCCCUCAAGGAUUUCCUCUUCCAAGCCAAGUACCAGAUCCAGUACCGGGUGGAGGACAGCUCGGAGUGGAAGGUGGUGGACGAUGUGGGCAACCAGACCUCGUGCCGCCUGGCCGGCCUCCGCCCCGGCACCGUCUACUUCGUCCAGGUGCGCUGUAACCCCUUCGGCAUCUACGGCUCCAAGAAAGGCGGCAUCUGGAGCGACUGGAGCAACCCCACGGCCGCCUCCACCCCGCGCAGCGAGCGAGCGGCGGGGGGCUGCGACCCCAAAGGGGGGGAGCAGAACACGACGCUGCGGCGGGAGCUGAAGCAGUUCUUCGGGUGGGUGAAGAAACACGCCUACGGCUGCUCCAACCUCGGCAUCAAGCUGUACGACCAGUGGCGCGUGUGGCUGCAGAAAUCGCACAAAACACGCAACCAGGUAGGUAAGGAGUUCUUCCCGGCGAUAAGUUGUAGCCCCCGGGGGCCCAAGCGCCGGCAGGAUGACGCGGGGCGCCCGGCGCCCACCCCGGACCCCCCGCCCCGGCCCCGCCGAGGGGGAGCAGGAAGGCGACCGGGGCGACGCACGGCCCCGCAGCCCCAGGGCACGGGAUGGGGUGAGGAGGGGGGCGCGGGCCGGGCCAGCACCGGGAGACCGCGGCCCCCCACCACACCGCUCACACCCCCGGGCGCUGUGGGGACCUCUCGGCCUCGCCGGGCCGGGGGGGUGUGCGGAGGCUUCGCUCCUUAACGGCCCAGCGGAGCAGCCUCGGGGACGAGCUGGGCAGCGGGAGGGGGUCCCAGGUGUCCCCCACCCUCAGUGCAGCCCCCAGGAAGCAAUUUCGGCUGUUCUCUCCCCCGGGACCCACGUGCGAGCGCAUGGGGGGGGGUCUGUCCCCGGGGAACCACGCGGGCUGGUUUGAGGCUGCUGGGGUUUGCCCAGUGCCUGCUCCAAUUUUGAUUCAAACCAGCCUUAUUUUGGUUCCAUUUCAGUCAAUUAGGAACAGAUUUAAGCUUAAUGCCAAUAAACCUCUGA